AUGGCUAUUGUGAAAAGAGGUGGUCGUUCAAGGGCCAAACAACAACAAGCUCCAGCGAAAGUAAAUGGAAGCACAACUGGUAUAAAGAAAGCAGAAUUUGAUAUAACUAAAAAGAAAGAAGUUGGAGUAUCUGAUUUAACACUUUUAUCAAAAAUAACAGAUGAUGCAAUAAAUGAAAAUUUAUAUAAAAGAUUCAUGAAUGAUACCAUAUAUACAUAUAUUGGACAUGUCUUGAUUUCCGUCAAUCCCUUUAGAGAUUUGGGAAUAUAUACAAUGGAAAAUUUAAAUAAAUAUAGAGGAAGAAAUAGAUUAGAAGUACCACCUCAUGUAUUUGCAAUUGCAGAAUCUAUGUAUUAUCACUUAAAAUCUUAUGGUGAAAAUCAAUGUGUGAUUAUUUCUGGAGAAUCAGGAGCUGGUAAAACAGAAGCAGCAAAACAAAUUAUGCAAUAUAUUGCAAACGUAUCUGUAAAUCAAGAAAACACAGAUAUAUCAAAAAUUAAAGAUAUGGUUUUAGCAACAAAUCCAUUAUUGGAAUCUUUUGGUUGUGCUAAAACUUUAAGAAAUAAUAAUUCAAGUAGACAUGGUAAAUAUCUUGAAAUUAAAUUCGACGAAAGUACUUAUCAACCAGUAGCUGCUCACAUCACAAAUUAUUUAUUGGAAAAACAAAGAGUAGUAUCACAAAUAACAAAUGAAAGAAAUUUCCAUAUAUUUUAUCAGUUUACAAAACAUUGUCCACCUCAAUAUCAACAACAAUUUGGAAUUCAAGGUCCAGAAACUUACAUAUAUACAUCAGCUGCAAAAUGUGUAUCAGUUGAUGGAAUAGAUGAUGGUAAAGAUUUUCAAGAUACUUUAAAUGCAAUGAACAUUAUUGGAUUGACUCAGCCCGAACAAGACAAUAUUUUUAGAAUGUUGGCUCUGAUACUAUGGAUUGGUAAUAUAUCUUUUGUUGAAGAUGAAAGUGGGAAUGCAGCUAUACGUGAUGAUAGUGUCACGAAUUUUGUUGCUUACCUUUUAGAUGUAAAUGCUGAAAUUUUGAAAAAGGCGAUUACUGAAAGAACAAUUGAAACUUCUCAUGGUAUGAAAAGAGGAUCCACUUACCAUGUUCCAUUAAACAUUGUUCAAGCAACAGCCGUGCGUGAUGCCCUUGCAAAAGGUAUAUAUAAUAAUUUAUUCGAAUGGAUAGUGGAAAGGGUCAAUAAAUCAUUGAGUGGAAGUCAACAAUCAUCAAAAUCCAUUGGUAUUCUUGAUAUUUAUGGGUUUGAAAUUUUUGAACAUAAUUCAUUUGAACAAAUUUGUAUUAAUUAUGUGAAUGAGAAAUUACAACAAAUUUUUAUUCAAUUAACUUUAAAAGCAGAACAAGAUGAAUAUGUUCAAGAACAAAUUAAAUGGACACCGAUUGAAUAUUUUAAUAAUAAAGUUGUGUGUGACUUAAUUGAAGCCACAAGACCACAACCAGGUUUAUUUGCAGCUUUAAAUGAUUCUAUUAAAACGGCACAUGCAGAUUCUGAUGCAGCUGAUCAAGUAUUUGCUCAAAGAUUAAGUAUGGUAGGUGCAAGUAAUCGUCAUUUCGAAGAUCGUAGAGGCAAAUUUAUUAUUAAGCAUUAUGCUGGUGAUGUUACAUAUGAUGUUGCUGGUAUGACUGAUAAAAAUAAAGAUGCAAUGUUGCGUGAUCUUUUAGAAAUGUUGGAAACUUCUUCAAAUUCAUUUAUAAACCAAACAUUAUUUCCACCUGAAUUGCUUUCUGCUUUAGUUGAUGCAAGAAAAAGACCUGAAACAAUGUCUGAUAAAAUUAAAAGAAGUGCUAAUGAAUUAGUCGACACUUUAUCACAAUGUACUCCAUCAUAUAUUAGAACUAUUAAACCAAAUCAAACGAAAAAACCCCGUGAUUAUGAUAAUCAACAAGUUUUACAUCAAAUCAAAUAUUUGGGUCUUAAAGAAAAUGUUCGUAUUAGAAGAGCUGGUUUUGCUUAUCGUUCUACAUUUCAAAGAUUCGUUCAAAGAUUUUAUUUAUUGUCUCCUGCUACUGGGUAUGCUGGUGACUAUAUUUGGCAAGGUGAUGAUUUAACCGCUGUCAAAGAAAUUUUAAGAUCUUGUCAUAUACCACCAUCAGAAUACCAAUUAGGUACCACAAAAGUAUUUAUUAAAACUCCAGAAACUUUAUUUGCAUUAGAAGAUAUGAGAGAUAAAUAUUGGCAUAAUAUGGCUGCAAGAAUUCAAAGAGCUUGGAGAAGAUAUAUCAAGAGAAAAGAUGAUGCGGCCAAGGUUAUACAAAAUGCUUGGAGAAUGAAAACUCAUGGAAAUCAAUUUGAACAAUUACGUGAUUAUGGUAAUUCUUUAUUACAAGGUAGAAAAGAACGUAGAGGAUUAUCAAUGUUGGGCUCUCGUGCUUUUAUGGGUGAUUAUUUAGGCUGUGGUGAUAGAAGUGGGUAUGGUAAAUUCAUUGUGAAUACAGUGGGAAUUAAUGAACCAAUUGUAUUUUCGGAAAAAGGUGAAAUUUUAUUAUCAAAAUUUGGAAGAUCAUCAAAAAGAUUACCACGUAUUUUUAUAGUAACCAAAACAUCAUUUUAUGUUAUUGCUGAAGUUUUAGUUGAAAAAAGAUUACAAUUACAAAAAGAGUUUACAAUUCCAAUUCGAUCAAUUGCAAGUGUUGGACUUUCAAAUUACCAAGAUAAUUGGGUAGCAGUUUGUUUAUCCUCACCAACACCUACAACACCAGAUGUUUUCAUCAAUAUGGAUUUGAAGACAGAAUUUGUCACUCAUUUAAAAAGAUUAAAUCCAGGCUUAUCAAUUACAAUUGGUCCAACAGUUAAGUAUCAGAAAAAACCUGGUAAAUAUCAUACUGUCAAAUUUAUGAUUGGUUCAGGGCCUCAAGUUCCACCAAAAGAUGAUUUAUAUAAAUCAGGUACUGUAACUGUUAAUCAAGGUUUACCACCAACAAGUCAAAAUCCAAAAAGACCAAGAGGAAAAUCAGGAAAAGUUGAUUAUUCAAGAUAUUAUAAUAGAGGAUCAGGUAGAAGUUCUGCUCCGACUUAUAGUCAACCUAAACCAACAGCUAAUUAUCUGGUUCAACCUACUUAUCAACAACCUACUCAACCUACUUAUCAACAAUCUGCCCAACCAUCUUACCAACAACCAGCUCAACAAACUAAUCAUUACCCACAAUCUUCAAAACCAUCUUACCCAAAACUGCCAACUCAUCAAUCUCAAACACAUAAAGCACCGCCACCUCCACCAAACAUGCAGGUUGCUGCUGCUCAAGCCGCGUUAGGCAAAACUCAUAUAAGUCACGAACGACCUCAACCAACUACGCCAAAAAAACCAGCUGCACCAUCAAGACCAGCUAAAAAAGUUGCCCCACAACCACCAAUCAAAAAAGCUGUGUCACCACAACCACCUGUUAAAAAAGUAGCUCCUGCUCCACCUCCUCCUCCUCCGACUUUAUCAAAACCAAAAUUCCCAACUUAUAAAGCCAUGUAUGAUUAUGAUGGAUCUGUUCAAGGUUCAUUACCCCUUACUAAAGAUACAACUUAUUAUGUUACUCAAGUUAAUGGAAAAUGGGGUUUAGUUAAAACAAUGGAUGAAAGUCAAGAAGGUUGGUCACCAAUUGAUUAUUUACUGGAAACUUCAUCAAUUUCUAGCUCAAAUAAUACUAAUAUCACAGCCACAAGUUCAACUAAUUCUAAUCCAAUUAGUGCUACUAGUGCUAAUAAUUCUUAUUCUACUCAAGCUUCAACUGUACUGAAUGGUGGAACUUUAGGUAAUGGAUUAGCUGAUGCUUUAAAAGCUAAAAAGACUGAGGAAACAACAUUAGCUGGUUCUCUUGCUGAUGCAUUAAGAAAAAGACAAGAUGCUACUAGAAGUGAUGAUGAAGAUGACGAUGACGAUGAUGAUUGGUAA
Molecule: messenger RNA, 3897 nt
Organism: Lodderomyces jiufengensis
Lineage: Eukaryota; Fungi; Ascomycota; Pichiomycetes; Serinales; Debaryomycetaceae
Gene: MYO5
Product: myosin 5
Exons: 1
Coding region: 1-3897 (1298 amino acids)
Biological process (GO): endocytosis; vesicle transport along actin filament; actin filament organization
Cellular component (GO): plasma membrane; vesicle; actin cytoskeleton
Molecular function (GO): actin filament binding; microfilament motor activity; ATP binding
Source: RefSeq, a predicted model, not a curated record